Messenger RNA from Onychomys torridus (southern grasshopper mouse), 1882 nucleotides. Its product is annotated as complement component receptor 1-like protein. NCBI's taxonomy places the organism in Eukaryota, Metazoa, Chordata, Mammalia, Rodentia, Cricetidae. Gene Ontology annotation, biological process: negative regulation of complement activation, classical pathway. The record is from RefSeq and is a predicted model, not a curated record. The transcript has 12 exons. The coding region runs from base 276 to 1772 and encodes 498 amino acids.
CCUUGUUUUCUUUGGAACCAAAGGGCGUACAAAGAGAACAUCCUGGAACUGACUUGCUAGGUUUUUAAUUCUGUGCCUGCAUCCAGGAAGCGAUCUCCCAGGAGAAAUUCCACAGAAAUCCCACGAACAAAUCGAAAACAAGACCCCGCCCAACAAGGGGAAGCUGUGGUCAAAACCUUUAUUCCGGAACUCAGCGCCAUUUCCUGCACCCUGGGCGGGGUUGCCUUCUCUUCUUUGCGGUUCUACAGCACUUGAGAGAGACCCGGGUGAAGAAAAUGAAGGUUUCUCGGAGCUCAGAGGGUCUGGUCACUGUGGCACGCCUUGCAGCUUUCUGCCCAGGCAGAGUCCAGCUGGCGGUCUUGCUGCUAUCCCUGGCGCCAUCUACUUUAGGUCAGUGCACAGAGCCACCAUGGUUUUCAUUUGCCAGCCGUAUAAAUAAAACUGAUGAAUCCAAUUUUCCCAUUGGAACAUCUUUGAUGUAUGAAUGCCGCCCAGGAUAUUUCAAGAGGCAGUUCUCCAUCAUCUGCCAACAAAACUCAGAAUGGACAAGUGCUGAAGAUAUCUGUAUAAGGAAAUCAUGUAACACUCCUAAAGAUCCUCAGAAUGGCAUAGUACAUGUACACACAGACGUUCAGUUUGGAUCCAGUAUUGAUUAUACCUGUAAUCCAGGAUACUACCUCAUUGGUCCCUCCUCUGCUGUAUGUAUAAUCUCAGAUCAAACUGUUGCUUGGGAUAAUGAGCCACCUGUUUGUCAGAUAAUUUCUUGUGAGAGACCCCCCUCCAUUGCCAAUGGAGAUUUCAUUUCUACCACAGAAGAUUUUCAUUAUGGAAUGGUGGUUACCUAUCACUGCAGAUCUGAUGCAAGAGGGAAGAAGCUCUUUAACCUGGUGGGUGAGGCAUCCUUACACUGUACCAGCAAUGAUGGAAAAGUUGGAGUCUGGAGUGGCCCUCCUCCUCAGUGCAUUGAACUCAAUAAAUGUACACCUCCUCAUGUUGAAAAUGCAUUCAUAGUGUCUGAAAACAGAAGCUUGUUUUCCUUAAGGGAUACUGUGGAGUUUAGAUGUCAGCCUGGCUUUCGCAUGGAAGGAGCCAGCAGUGUGCGUUGUCAUGACCUAAACAAAUGGGAACCAGGAUUACCAACCUGUUUCAAGGUGAAAUCCUGUGGUGCUUUCCUGGAACAUCUUCCUAAUGGACGUGUGCUGUUUCCACUAAAUCUUCAACUUGGAGCCAAAGUGUCCUUUGUUUGUAAUCAAGGGUUUCAAUUAAAAGGCAAUUCUGCUAGUCAUUGUGUUCUGUCUGGAAGGGACAGUGUUUGGGAUAGCCAUGUUCCUGUGUGUGAAAAAGUGAUAUGUAGCCUCCCAGAGUAUAUGAGUGGAGUCCGGAAAGAGUUGAAAAUGAAAGAAUAUUACUAUGGAAAUAAUAUAACUUUGGAAUGUGAGGAUGGGUAUACCCUAGAAGGCAGUUCUCAGAGCCAGUGCCAGUCAGAUGCUAGCUGGGAUCCUCCUCUGGCCAAAUGUGUAUCUGGUACAAACAUCAGUCUCAUAGCUGGCAUUGUCUUUGGGGUGAUCUUUAUUUUACUUGUCAUUGUUUGCUAUUGGCUGAUUCGGAAAUAUAAAAAACGCAACACCACAGAUGAAAAGUGUAAAGAAGUGAGUAUCCAUUUCAAUUCUCAAGAAGACAGCUGUAUUCAUCCUCAAGCUCUGCUCACAAGUCAGGAGAAUAGCAGUUCCACUAGCCCACCUCGGAACUCACUCAUCCAAGAGGCCUCCUAAAUAGCCACAUUGCAAAGUGAUGACUGUCUGGAACACCAAGCAAAUCCUGCCUGUAAUGUCUUAUACAUGUAUAAAAUUUAUACAUGUAAUUCCAGCACUUGAGAGGUUGA